Messenger RNA from Coregonus sp. 'balchen', 28379 nucleotides. The record is from the annotation of a GenBank genome assembly. Lineage: Eukaryota; Metazoa; Chordata; Actinopteri; Salmoniformes; Salmonidae.
AUGAAAUGGCCUCGUUUCAACCGCUUUGAACUCGGUAGCUACUCUGAAGAACUCUCUUCCAAACCAACUGCAUUUAAGAUGGUGCUAGAGAGUACAUUUCCCACUGAGCUCUGAAAGGAGCUGCAGCAGCCGCCAUGCAGCCAAGUCUACGGAGACAAAGAAAAUACGUUAUGCAAUGAGCUAUUUCAUGUUGCUCUCCAGCCUGGCAUGUGUGCAAAGGUUGCAGAGCAAACAGAGGAAGCGGGUAGUACUCGCACUGAGGAGAAGGAGAGAGGGAGGGAGGGGGUAGAGGAGAAAGGAACAGGAAGAGAGUCAGAGGAGAGCUGCUGAAGCUGUGGUGACUCAGCCUGGGUACUGGGAGAGGAGAUGGUUUGUUAGAGAGGGAGGUGGGAGGCAGGGUAGUGCUCUACCCAUACUUAACCGUUCUCUAUACUUUAUGUGGUUUGGACUCGACAUUCCCAAAUGUACCAUUGUUGGAUACAGCAGUUAGAAAUGUCCAAAUAAAGAUACAAAAUAUUUGGGACAUCCACUGGGACCCAGAAAAUGCUGUUAUUGACCGUCCAUCCAACAUAUUUUUUUCUUCAUCUGAUAAGAUGUUGCAUGGUGCCAGACAUUAGUUACUGUAUAGCUCUUGACAAUGCACAAGUAACUUGUACUGUUUUCCUGCACAAAGUAUCCCUCUGGAUGCUAUCAGUCCCAUGCACUUGUCGCAUGGUGCACUUGUCGCAUGGGACACGCGCUCAUCAUUUCAAAUAGGCUACAAGUCAUAUUAAACAGCAUAUAAACACUCUAAAUAGGUCAGGAGCCAGACAGGGAGCCUAAGAAGGAACGGAAAUGAAUUAUUUAGGCUAUAUUAUUUCAAUUAUUUCAAGGCUAUAGCCUACAAAGAAAUACAUUGUGAAGAAUUUGCAAGUGCGACACACUGGGCUGGUAGGGAGUCAGAGAUAUUAAGCGCUCAGCAUUUAAACAACAUUUUAAUUGUAUUCAAUCAUUAUAGUCUAUAAAUUGCUCAUAGACUGUGACUUACUUAGAAUUAAAUACAAAUUAAACGAAAAAUGCUUUAUUAGGCUCAGUCUACAGUGCCUUUGAGUCUGUGGCUUCAGGCUCAUGCGAUGGUGCCUGGAGAGCAGGCCAGCAGCGGAGAAUAUCCUCUCCGUGCUUGCAGAGCCAUUGGGGAUGCUAAACACCAUUUUGCCCAAUCUUGUCAGGAUGGACAGGGAUGCAGAGUUGUUGGCUUUUUCUAUAGGUAGGCCAAAUGGUUUUUGGGCAAAAUAGCCUAAUCAAAACGGAAAGGGCCUUAAGUUGGAAUAUGCCAGGGCUAUUGGCCUAUUGUAUAGAUAAUGGAACAAAAAAUGAAAACUUUUAAGAGAUCUGAUUUUUUUUUUAAAUAAAUACUUUGCUACAAUGGCACACUUCAUUAGCUACCCACCUUGUUCCUUUAUUUUAGCAUGUGCACGUAGUAAGUACACCAUGCUUUCGAGAUAUGUCUUUUCAGAUUCCACUAUAAUUCUUUAGUUGUGGUCCUUGUCUUUGUACAUUGAGGGAAAAAAGUAUUUGAUCCCCUGCUAAUUUUGUAAGUUUGUCCACUGACAAAGAAAUGAUCAGUCUAUAAUUUUAAUGAUAGGUUUAUUUGAACAGUGAGAGACAGAAUAACAAACAAAAAAAUCCAGAAAAACGCAUGUCAAAAAUGUUAUCAAUUGAUUUGCAUUUUAAUGAGGGAAAUAAGUAUUUGACCCCCUCUUAAUCAUAAAGAUUUCUGGCUCCCAGGUGUCUUUAUACAGGUAACGAGCUGAGAUUAGGAGCACACUCUUAAAGGGAGUGCUCCUAAUCUCAGCUUGUUAUCUGUAUAAAAGACACCUGUCCACAGAAGCAAUCAAUCAAUCAGAUUCCAAACUCUCCACCAUGGCCAAGACCAAAGAGCUCUCCAAGGAUGUCAGGGACAAGAUUGUAGACCUACACAAGGCUGGAAUGGGCUACAAGACCAUCGCCAAGCAGCUUGGUGAGAAGGGGACAACAGUUGGUGCGAUUAUUCGCAAAUGGAAGAAACACAAAAGAACUGUCAAUCUCCCUCGGCCUGGGGCUCCAUGCAAGAUCUCACCUCGUGGAGUUGCAAUGAUCAUGAGAACGGUGAGGAAUCAGCCCAGAACUACACGGGAGGAUCUUGUCAAUGAUCUGAAGGCAGCUGGGACCAUAGUCACCAAGAAAACAAUUGGUAACACACUACGCCGUGAAGCACUGAAAUCCUGCAGAGCCUGCAAGGUCCCCCUGCUCAAGAAAGCACAUAUACAUGCCCGUCUGAAGUUUGCCAAUGAACAUCUGAAUGAUUCAGAGGAGAACUGGGUGAAAGUGUUGUGGUCAGAUGAGACCAAAAUGGAGCUCUUUGGCAUCAACUCAACUCGCCGUGUUUGGAGGAGGAGGAAUGCUGCCUAUUACCCCAAGAACACCAUCCCCACCGUCAAACAUGGAGGUGGAAACAUUAUGCUUUGUGGGUGUUUUUCUGCUAAGGGGACAGGACAACUUCAACACAUCAAAGGGACGAUGGACGGGGCCAUGUACCGUCAAAUAUUGGGUGAGAACCUCCUUCCCUCAGCCAGGGCAUUGAAAAUGGGUCGUAGAUGGGUAUUCCAGCAUGACAAUGACCCAAAACACACGGCCAAGGCAACAAAGGAGUGGCUCAAGAAGAAGCACAUUAAGGUCCUGGAGUGGCCUAGCCAGUCUCCCGACGUUAAUCCCAUAGAAAAUCUGUGGAGGGAGCUGAAGGUUCGAGUUGCCAAACGUCAGCCUCGAAACCUUAAUGACUUGGAGAAGAUCUGCAAGGAGGAGUGGGACAAAAUCCCUCCUGAGAUUUGUGCAAACCUGGUGGCCAACUACAAGAAACGUCUGACCUCUGUGAUUGCCAACAAGGGUUUUGCCACCAAGUACUAAGUCAUGUUUUGCAGAGGGGUCAAAUACUUAUUUCCCUCAUUAAAAUGCAAAUCAAUUUAUAACAUUUUUGACAUGUGUUUUUCUGGAUUUUUUUGUUGUUAUUCUGUCUCUCACUGUUCAAAUAAACCUACCAUUAAAAUUAUAGACUGAUAAUUUCUUUGUCAGUGGGCAAACAUACAAAAUCAGCAGGGGAUCAAAUACUUUUUUCCCUCACUGUACAUAGGUAUUCACACCCCUGUGUCAAUAAUUUGUGAAACACCUUUUGGCAGCGAUUUACAUCUGUGAGUCUUUCUGGGUAAGGGGGAUCAAAUACUUUUUUUCCUCACUGUAAGUCACCUUGAUUUUGCACCUGUGUGUUUUAUCAGUUUCUUUAUGAAUAUAUUUAGCGAACUCCAUGACAGUAGCUAAAGCAAGCAGACUACAAAUGCAUGCUGGGCCGGGCAUGCCCUGAGCUUGUGAAGUGAGCGCUACUGGAGCGAAAUUGGAGCAGGCGAGAAGGCCGUCGCUCCGGCCUUUGGGAAUAUCGCUUCGCGCUCCAGUCAAAUUUGGCACACUCCGCUCCAGCUCCGCUCCACUCACUUACUCUGGUAUCGCUGGGUCUUGGAUAGUGGACUGCACUCAAACUGAAAACAUUUGGGAACCUCUGUCUAACCUGUGUUAUGUCCUGUGUCUCCACAGGCACUGGCGAAAGUGGCAAGAGCACCUUCAUCAAACAGAUGCGCAUCAUCCACGGGACGGGCUACACCGACGAGGACAAGAGGGGCUUCACCAAGCUGGUCUAUCAGAACAUCUUCACCUCCAUGCAGUCCAUGAUCCGGGCCUCCGAGACCCUCAAGAUCCAGUACAAGUAUGAACAGAACAAGGUGAGUCUGGCUGGGGGAUAGGGAGAAGGGAUUGGGAUAGGGGUCCACUCAUUGGACAAAGACAUUGUUAGUCGAAAUGUCUUCUAUUAUUAUAGCCUUAUGUAGGCCUAUAUCUAGACCCCACAUUAGAGAUCACUUAUAGUGCAUUCUGAAAGUAUUCAGACCCCUUGACUUUUUCCACAUUUUGUUACAUUACAGCCUUAUUCUAAAAUUGUUGAAAGUGUUUUUGGCCCUCAUCACAAUACCCCAUAAUGACAAAGCAAAAACUUUCUAGACAUUUUUGCAAAUUUUUUAAAUAAAAAAUGGAAAUAUCACAUUUAUGGGGAAAGUAAAUGUAGUAUUCAGACCCUUUACUCAGUACUUUGUUGAAGGAACUUUGGCAGUGAUUACAGCCUUGUGUCUUCUUGGGUAUGACGCUACAAACUUGACAGACCUGUAUUUGGGAGUUUCUCCCAUUCUUCUCUGCAGAUCCUCUCAAGCUCUGUCAGGUUGGAUGGGAAGCGUUAUGAGGUCCUGAGUGCUCUGGAGCAGGUUUUCAUCAAGGAUCUCUCUGUACUUUUCUCCGUUCAUCUUUCCCUCGAUCCUGACUAGUCUCCCAAUCCCUGCCGCUGAAAAACAUCCCCACAGCAUGAUGCUGCCACCACCAUGCUUCACUGUAGGGAUGGUGCCAGGUUUCCUCCAGACGUGACGCUUGGCAUUCAGGCCAAAGAAUCUUGUUGUGCCUUUUACUGAGGAGUUGCUUCCGUCUGGCCACCCUACCAUAAAGGCCAGAUUGGUGGAGUGCUGCAGAGAUGGUUGUCCUUCUGGAAGGUUCUCCCAUCCCCACAGAGGAACUCUGGGAGUUAUGUCAGUGACCAUCAGGUUUUUGGCUCAGUAUGGCCCGGCGACCAGCUCUAGGAAGAGUCUUGGUGGUUCCAAACUUCUUCCAUUUAAGAAUGAUGGAGGCCACUGUGCUCUUGGGGACCUUCAAUGCUGCAGAAAUGUUUUGGUACCCUUCCCCAGAUCUUUGCCUCGACACAAUCCUGUCUCGGAGCUCUACAGACAAUUCCUUCGACCUCAUGGCUUGGUUUUUGCUCUGACGCGCACUGUCAACUGUGGGACGUUAUAUAAAUAGGUGUGUGCCUUUCCAAAUCAUGUCCAAUCAAUAUAAUUUUCCACAGGUGGACCCCAAUAAAGUUGUAGAAACAUCUCAGGGAUGAUCAAUGGAAACAGGAUGCACCUGAGCUCAAUUUCGAGUCUCAUAGCAAAGGUUCUGAGUACUUAUGUAAAUAAGGUAUUUCUGUUUAUUUAUUUUUAGUGUAGUGAGAUUUUUUAAAAUAUUUUUAUUUAAUCCAUUUUAGAACAAGGCUGUAACUUAACAAAAUGUGGAAAAGGGGAAGGGGUCUGAAUACUUUCCGAAUGCACUGUAUGUGAGCAGCAAAUGGUUAGUGGCCCUUACAGUAGUUUUUGAAUGGGUCAUUGGCUGCUGAUGUAUGCGCUAGGGAUGUGCCAAAUUGACAAUUUUUCUAAACGUUUAAACAUACUUUUUCUUUUCUCAAUGUUCCAAUAAAACGACACAAAAAAAUCAUAAAAUACCACGUGUAUUCACAAUGUAGCUGUGCUGCUGCAAGCAUCGGUUUGGUCUCACGGCGUCCCUUUCAGAUGGUUAAGCAUUGCACCUGUACUACCAUUACUGUACGUCCAUUCCAGCUUGUAUAGUUUGCAUUUCCUUCUUAUUUAGCCAGAAUUGCCAUACAGGACUUUGCUGCUGUCACUUGCCUUUCUCUGCCAUUUUCCAACUGUUAACGACGAUGACGUAGUGUUGGAGAGUCGAAUCCAAAAUAAUUGAUUCCUCAACUCCUUGCACGCCGACUCCAAUUUCUCAGUGUCAAGAUUCGAUUCCGCUAGGAAUCGACCCCUAAGAUUCAGUGUUUUUGGAAUAGAGGAGACUGAUUUAUAGUCAAGGGGAGUGCCUUCAGAAAGUAUUCACUCCCCUUGACUUUUCCACAUUUAGUUGUGUUACAGCCUGAAUUAAAAAUUGAUUGAAUUUAGAUUUUAUUUUGUCACUGGCCUACACACAAUACCCCAUAAUGUCAAAGUGGAAUAAUGUUUUAGAAAUUUCCACUUUUCUUUUUUAAAUUAAUUUGUAGAGUCAAUAAGUAUUCAACCCCUUUGUUACGGCAAGCCUAAAUAAGUUCAGGAGUAAAAAUGUGCUAGUCACAUAAUAAGUUGCAUGGACUUACUCUGUGUGCAAUAAUAGAGUUUAACAUGAUUUUGAAUGGCUACCUCAUCUCUGUACCCCACACAUACAAUUAUCUGUAAGGUCCUGCAGUCAAACAGUGAAUUUCAAACACAGAUUCAACCACAAAGAACAGGGAGGUUUUCCAAUGCCUUGCAAAGGGCACCUAUUGGUAGAUAGGUGUAAAUAAACAAAGCACACAUUGAAUAUCCCUUUGAUAAUAUAUCAAUACACCCAGUCACUACAAAGAUACAGACGUCCUUCCUAACUCAGUUGCCAGAGAGGAAGAAAACUGCCCAGGGAUUUCACCAUAAGGCCAUUGAUGACUUUAAAACAGUUAGAGUUUAAUGACUGUGAUAGAAAACUGAGGAUGGAUCAACAACAUUGUAGUUACUUCACAAUACUGAAUGUAUUGAGAGUGAAAAGAAGGAUACAAAUAUUCCAAAAUAUGCAUCCUGUUUGCAACAAGGCACUAAAGUAAUACUGCAAAAUAUGUUGCAAAGCAAUUAACUUUUUGUUCCUGAAUACAAAGUGUUACGUUUGGGGCAAAUAAAAUACAACACAUUACUGCAUAACCUAAAACACAAAGCCAAAUAUACGCUGGAGUUACUUACCAAGAAGACUGUGAAUGUUCCUGAGUGGCCAAGUUACCGUUUUGACUUAAAUCUACUUGAAAAUCUAUGGCAAGACCUGAAAAUGAUCUAGCAAUGAUCAACAACGAAUUUGACAAAGCUUGAAGAAUUUUGAAAAGAAUAAUGGGCAGAUGUUGCACAAUCCAGGUGUGGGAAAACUCUUCCUUACCCAGAAAGACUCACAGCUGUAAUCGCAGCCAAAGUAUUGACUCAGGGAUGUGAAUACUUAUGUAAAUGAGAUAUUUCAGUAUUUCAUUUUCAAUACAUUUGCAAAAAUUUCUAUAAACAUGUUUUCACUUUGUCAUUAUGGGGUAGUGUUUGUGUGUGUAGAAGGGUGAGAAAAAUAAUUAAGUUAAUCCAUUUUGAAUUCAGGCUGUAAUACAAAAUGUGGAUUAAGUCGAGGGGUAUGAAUUAUUUCUGAAGGCACUGUAAAUGUCCAUCUAAUCAUUUGCCUAUUUUUGUUCCCAUCUAAUCAGAACUAGCAGCACUGGAAUAGCCAUGUUUCCCACUGGGUAAAAGACUACUGGGCUUUGCAAUCCCUCCUUGGGUUAAUCUAAUUGUGCUCCGACCAGCUAACUUCUCUUUCUGGAACUCAGAAAAAGCAACACACAUGCAGGCCGCUGUUAAUGCCAAUUAGGGUUAAGUGCCUUGCUCAAAGGCACGUCAACAGAUUUCUCACCUUGACGGCUAUGGUAUUCGAACCAGCAACCUUUCGGGGGGAGGGGCACUGUAUAGGCAGGUUGGCCAGCAGGCAGAAAGUCAGAACUGUGCACUAGGCCUAUCUAUCGACAAUCAAAAGCUGUAUCUCGCAAUGGAAUGCUGUAUCGCAAAAUUUCUUGGCUUGCAAUGUCUCGGCAAUUCAGUAAUGCUGGGGCUAGGAUAUUCUACACGCAACGGACCAAAGACUGAACACACACUCGCAUCAUUAGCGAGCAGAAAGAGCAGGUGAGCCAGCGCGAUGGAGAGAGUGGAGGGGGCAAGCAGAAAGAACCGUCCUCAUAUGUCUUGGUCUCACAAUGUCUUGUCUUGCAUGCCUCGCAAAUUCACCAAAGUGGCCUAGGCCAUGAAUAUUCCACCAAAAGCUACAGACGACUACCUUCUGGCAUUGUCUGAAUUCUCAUCCACUCAUAGGACACCUAACUGGCAAACGUUGUUAGCUGGCAAUCUCAGCAUUGAAUUGUCCAGCCACAGCUUGUAUGUCUGCAUCAUCAAAUGCAAACCAUAUUCAAAUAGACCAUAAACGUGGCCGUAAACCAUGCCAUAAAACAUAAUGGACUAAUACUCCAAUCUGUUCUGUCCUGGUAUGGAUACUAAGUCACUGCUGAGGAGAAGCCUGGAUGUAUCUAUUGAAAGACUAGUCUGUCUUUAGCCCUAAAUCAUAUCGAGAACAUUCUGUCAGUAUAACACAAGGUUAUCUUCCUUUAACAUCGCUGUUGAUGCAAAUAAUAGGAAAUUAUAUGUCCUAUCUUGUGCUGUAUACUUUCGAUCUGAAUAAAGAAAUUACUAAAUUAUUGUGGAAUUCUGUUACAGUAAAUGUGGAUGAUGCUUUCCACCUUCCACCAUUCCUUCCAUGUUCCUAACCUGUUGUCUUCUUUCCCCUGUUCCUCCCCCCAGUCCAACGCGCUGCUGGUGCGCGAGGUGGACGUGGAGAAGGUGUGUUCUUUCGAACAGCCCUACAUCAGUGCAAUAAAGAUACUGUGGACAGACCCUGGCAUCCAGGAGGCCUAUGACCGCAGGCGUGAAUAUCAGCUCUCGGACUCCACCAAAUAGUAAGUCUACUCCUGACUUGAAACACACACACACAACUGCUACAGUGGUUAGAGAUUUAGAAGAGUUAGAAUGAGAGAGAUUGAGAAUGUUUUUAGUUAUUUAUUUUUAAGUUGAAGUAGUGAAUAUCAUCUAUGUCUGAUAAAUAGUGGUUUGAGAAAGUGAAAGUGAGGGAGACCAAAAGAAAGGGGGGGGGGAACAAUGAAAGAUAGAAGGAUGGAAAGAUAAAGAACAGACAGCAACAUUUCUCCUCCUGCUCCACCUUAGUUCUAGUUGAACUAACCUGUGGAGACCAGAAUGGCAUGUUUGUUAUGUAGAUGUAGGUCUCGAUUUAUUCAGCCCUAAAAUGCAGAGUAAGUAAUAUGACUCGCAAUCAAUGUAGUGAUUAGACUACUCUAUAUUUGUAUGACUCUGAAAAGGUUAUCAGGAGUCAGGACUGUAAAAAUGAGUAAGGAGUAAGGAGAUACAGCUAUAAUACUCUAUAUUAAUGUAUACGGUAUUGAUUCCCACAUCCAUUCUCUUACAUUACAUGCCAGGUUACAUGAUAGAGUUUUCAGGUCUCGUCCUUAUUCAGCUUUAUCACACUGUGAACUAUGAACCUGAGUGCCAGUCUGUCUUUGCUCUAGCCAGCUUAACGUUGUCUUGGCAAAGCAGCCAUGUAGCCUUGUUGAAUGCAGAAAUGGUCUGGCACCUAGGCUUGUGUGAAUUGUUAUUAUUGCUACUAACAUAGUUUGUUUAGAAAUGUAUAUGUGCAGUGCUUUCGGAAAGUAUUCAGUCCCCUUGACUUUUUCCACAGUGUUACAUUACAGCCUUAUUCUAAAAUGGAUGAAAUUGUUUUUUUUUCUCCUCAGUCUACACACAAUACCCCAUAAUUACAAAGCAAAAACUGUUUUUUAGACAUUUUUGCAUAUGUAAAAAAAAAAAAAAACUUUUCAUAUCACAUUUACAUACAGUACCAGUCAAAGGUUUGGACACACCUACUCAUUCAAGGGUUUUUCUUAAAUUUUACUAUUUUCUACGUUGUAUGAUAAUAGUGAAGACAUCAAAACUAUGAAAUAACACAUGGAAUCAUGUAGUAACCAAAAAUGUGUUAAACAAAUCAAAAUAUAUUUUAGAUUCUUCAAAGUAGCCACCCUUUGCCUUGAUGACAGCUUUUCACACUCUUGGCAUUCUCUCAACCAGCUUCACCUGGAAUGCUUUUCCAACAGUCUUGAAGGAGUUCCCAUAUAUGCUGAGCACUUGUUGGCUGCUUUUCUUUCAAAUAGCCCUUACACAGCCUGGAGGUGUGUUGGGUCAUUGUCCUGUUGAAAAACAAAAGAUUGUCCCACUAAGCGCAAACCAGAUGGGAUGGCGUAUCGCUGCAGAAUGCUGUGGUAGCUAUGCUGGUUAAGUGUGCCUUGAAUUCUAAAUAAAUCACUGACAGUGUCACCAGCAAAUCACACCUCCUCCAUACUUCACGGUGGGAACCACACAUGCGGAGAUCAUCCGUUCACCUACUCUGUGUCUCACAAAGACACGGCGGUUGGAACCAAAAAUCUCACAUUUGGACUCAUCAGACCAAAGGACAGAUUUCCACCGGUCUAAUGUCUAUUGCUCGUGUUUCUUGGCCCAAGCAAGUCACUUCUUAUUAUUGGUGUCCUUUAAUAGUGGUUUCUUUGCAGCAAUUCGACCAUGAAGGCCUGAUUUCAUGCAGUCUCCUCUGAACAGUUGAUGUUGAGAUGUGUCUGUUACUUGAACUCUGUGAAGCAUUUAUUUGGGCUGCAAUUUCUGAGGCUAGUAACUCUAAUGAACUUACCCUCUGCAGCAGAGGUAACUCUGGGUCUCCCUUUCCUGUGGCGGUCCUCAUGAGAGCCAGUUUCAUCAUAGCGCUUGAUGGUUUUUGCAACUGCAGUUGAAGAACAUUUCAAAGUUCUUGAAAUUGUCUAGAUUGACUGACCUUUAUGUCUAAAAGUAAUGAUGGACUGUCGUUUCUCUUUGCUUAUUUGAGCUGUUCUUGCCAUAAUAUGGACUUGGUCUUUUACCAAAUAGGGCUAUCUUCUGUAUACGACCCCUACCUCACAACACAACUGAUUGGCUCAAACGCACUAAGAAGGACAGAAAUUCCACAAAUUAACUUUUAAGAAGGCACACCUGUUAUUUGAAAUGCAUUCCAGGUGACUACCUCAUGAAGCUGGUUGAGAGAAUGCCAAGAUUGUGCAAAGCUGUCAUCAAGGCAAAGGGUGGCUACUUUGAAGAAUCUCAAAUAUAAAAUAUUUUUUUGGUUACUACAUGAUUCCAUAUGUGUUAUUUCAUAGUUUUGAUGUCUUCACUAUUAUUCUACAAUGUAGAAAAUAGUAGAAAUAAAGAAAAAACCUUGAAUGAGUAGGUGUGUCCAAACUUUUGACUGGUACUGUAAGUAUUCAGACCAUUUACUCAGUAUGUUGUUGAAGCACCUUUAGCAGCAAUUACAGCCCGAGUCUUCUUGGGUAUGACGCUACAAGCUUGGACACACCUGUAUUUGGAGAGUUUCUCCCAUUCUUCUCUGCAGAUCCUCUCAAGCUCUGUCAGGUUGGAUGGGGAGCGUCGCUGCACAGCUAUUUUCAGGUCUCUCCAGAGACUUGACCUGAAGCCACUCCUGUGUUGUCUUGGUCAUUGUCCUGUUGGAAGGUGAACCUUCACCCCAGUCUGAGGUCCUGAGUGCUCUGGAGUAGGUUUUCAUCAAGGAUCUCUCUGUACUUUGCUCCGUUCAUCUUUCCCUCGAUCCUGACUAGUCUCCCAGUUCCUGCCGCUGAAAAACAUCCCCACAGCAUGAUGCUAACACCUCCAUGCUUCACCUUAGGGAUGGUGACAGGUUUCCCCCAGACGUGACGCUUGUCAUUCAGCAGGCCAAAUGGUUCAAUCUGGGUUUCAUCAGACCAGAUAAUCUUGUUUCUCAUGGUCUGAGAGCCUUUAGGUGCCUUUUGGCAAAAGUUGUAAAAACAUCUCAAGGAUGAUCACUGGAAACAGGAUGCACAUGAGCUCAAUUUCGAGUCUCAUAGCAAAGGGUCUGAAUACUUAUGUAAAUAAGGUAUCUGUUUUUUUAUUUUUAAUACAUUUGCAAACAUUUAUUAAAACAUGUUUUUGCUUUGUUAUUAUGGGGUAUUGUGUAUAGAUUGAGGGAAACAAUACAUUUUAUUCAUUUUAGAAUAAGGCUGUAAUGUAACAAAAUGUGGAAAAGUCAACGGGUCUGAAUACUUUCCGAAUGCACUGUAUAAAAAUGUGCUGCAUGUGGUGUCUGUAUGUAGUUCUGUGUACAUGAGAAAGAGAUUGUGUGUGUGUGUGUGUGUGUGUGUGUGUGUGUAUGUCUGUAUGCAUGUGUGCAGGUGAUUGUGCAGCAUCAGGCACACACGUGUCAUGUGUCCCCCUUCAUUCCACAGUUACCUUAGAGAUUUAGAGCGAAUAGCGACCGUGGGGUACGUGCCCACUCAGCAGGAUGUGCUGCGGGUUCGAGUGCCCACUACUGGCAUCAUUGAGUACCCUUUUGACCUGGAGAAUAUAAUCUUCAGGUACUGGUGUCUGAAGUGCUGCCUCUACCUCGCCACUGUAAUGUCUCCACCACCCGCCACUGCUGCUGGCCGCACAGCCUUGGGUCCUGGUAGCACACUCUCUGAGACUCCUAACUCACGAUCAGCAGCUCUGAGGUUGUCUUAGGACAAAUCACAACUACUAACUACAACCAAAAAUUGAGAAAGAUGAGAGGGUCUUUAGUCCAGACUUCUGGACUGGCUCAAUUUGAACCCAAUAGAAUUAAGGCGCAAUGGGAAAGGUUAUGGCAAGAUCUCUGAGAGAUGCCAUCAGGGACUGUACUAACUUUCUGAGAGAUGAUGGGUGCUAGAGGUGGCAGGUGAGGUGUCAAACCCCAGGGCUCUCAGGAAUGGGUUCUCCCUCCAUGCUUCACUCUCUCUCUCUUUUUUUUUGUCGAUCCUGCCUCUCUCUCUCUCCCCGUCUCUAGCUAUCUAAGCGAUCUGGAUCGUAUUGCCGAACCAAACUAUCUACCAACCCAACAAGAUGUGCUUAGGGUUCGCAUCCCCACCACAGGGAUCAUUGAAUACCCUUUCGACUUGCAAAGCAUCAUUUUCAGGUAGAAAGACAUUCACACUUUUCCUAACUCCCUUCCCUACCUACCCCAGUGUUUUGUUUUCCCUAUGAUAUUUUUUUUGUUUUCAAUAUUCAUGUUGACUGCGUUGUGAUCACAUCCAAGAACAUUGAUCACUCUAUGUUCUAUUGAUUGUAUGACUGGAGAUCAUCCUCUCCCUCACAAGAUCAACAUAAACAAAUUAUAUCACUGAUUCACCUGCUGCUUCAUUUCAUUCCUCAAUGUUGCUUUGAUCUCCAUAAUAAUUGUCUCAGGCUCAUCAAGUUUUCUCAGCUGUUGCUAUGUGAUCCUCAAGAUGUACACUGAAUGACACCUCAGCCCCUUGCUUUGCAUGGUACAAUACUGGAUGAAGUAGAAUGAUGAGCUAAAUGUCAGCUAGUCAUCUGAAGCAAUGGUCAUCAUAACAGGGAUGUUGAGAAACCGUGUACUCCAGGACUAUAACCAGUCUGGUAUCAGUAUGACAUAACCAGCCAUGCUGCCUGUUACUGUAGUCUGGGCCAGGACAGUAGAGGGGAGGGGGGAAUCCUCCUGGAUGUGGCCAGGGGAAGAGACUGAUCACUGGGCACCACGGUGUAGAACGGCUCUCUCCUCCUCAAAGAGGAUGAUGUUGAGGAGAUUGAGAGAUGGAGAUGGAUCCGGCGAAUGGGAGCGAUUUACAAAAGUGUGCAAAUCGAUAGGAAGCCAGCAUGUCAGCCCCUCCUACGCGCUGCAGCGCUGGAAAUAACUCCCAGGCCCACAAUGAGGUUGGACUCAAGAGGAUCUCUCCAAUCCUCCACCCUACUGCUGCUACUGGAUGGAUGAAUAGGUUGUGAAUCACUACAGCAGUAUUUAAGGACAUGCAGCCUAUAUAAUAAUAUAUUAGAGAUAUUCCUCAGGAUUGUAGAGAGAACCCAGAGAAUCUGCAAUUAAAUGUCAUUGAGAAUAUUUAGCUAGUCAGAUCGGUAGAGACUUGUGAUGUAAGGAGCCCCUCUCCACCCCAACCCCUUGUGUGUGUGAGAGUGAGGGGGUAUCUCACUACUCACAGCAGCUGCACAAGGCAGGCAUUCAUGAGGACAAACAUGCGUCUUCUGCGUUCGGCCGCAGCGCUUCCCUUUCUUAAUUGCCUUUUGAAGUGGUUGAGAAUAUCAUGAUUUCUCUGGGCUCAUCCUCCAUAGGAGAGCUUAUCCUGCUAAGUAGGUCACUCAUCCCUGCUACAGGAAAGGAGGUCAGCUGACCUGAAGGAGCUUUAUUUUAGGCAGGCGCUUCUAGAGGCCCCCAUUUAUCAACGCCCCUCUUCUCACUUUGCAGCAGCGCCAGCCAGGGACAGACGGAGGUAGCUGCUGCUCGCUAGGAAAGAAACAAAGCCCUGAUCCUCCUCUAAUAACAUGGAUAAAGGCUAAUAGAUCUCUCCCAUCAACAAAAUCAUUGCUGAAUUGAUGGAUCAGAUUAUUUAUGGAUGCAAAAUUCAACCACAACCAUGAAAAUAAUGUUUGGAAAACAACUAGCGGAAUUCCCAAAUCGUUGCCUCCACUCUGUACCCCUACUUGAUCUGUGAUGAGGGAUCAUGGCAGCCAUCAUAGAGGUGCCCUCUGCUCUCCCACUCUUCCCAUCGCUCUGUAUUCUUUCCUUCCACCUCUGUAUCCUCCCCUUCUACCUCUUAUCCCCUCUCCUCACCGCUGGCCUACCCUCCCCACACUGCUUCUAGGCUUGUGCUCUGAAUCUGAACAGUCACUGGCUGACUAGGUGCUGCUUCCAAGAGGGUGAAUUCCUGCCGAUCUGGCCUCAACGGCACACCUGCAUCCACUUAGCUGGGAACGGGCUGGGAGACGGAUAUGGCUCUGCACAGUGCACAUUUUUAUCUUCUUUCCUUUUUGGUUCAACUUGGGUCGUUUAACCCCUCCUUGCACCUUUGAUUUACUGUACUGCAAGUUACAUUAGUGCAUAAGAAGUUAUCAAACUGAAUUGUUGUUGAGUUAUUGACAGGAUAGUGCAUGUUUAUAUGUACAGUAUGUUUAAUUCUCGUAUGUUAACAUAUAACUGCCUAACUGACAAUCCUGGGGCCUCAUUUAUAAACCGUGCAUACAUACAAAAUAUACCCCAAAAUGUGCAUGCGCCAGUUAUCAUGCAAAGGUUGGCAUUUAUUUAAAAAAAUACUUGACAAGAGAAUGUGCUCACCUCCCCGCAAACUUUAGACCAUACGUACGCACAUCUGCUAGUGGUUGAAAUGUUAUUGUAUUGCAAGCUGGCAAGUAAGUAUUUUGUGCAAAUUGGGGAUAUGAUGAGAAGCUUAUUCCUAAAAGCAGAUUAACAAGAAUGCAACCAUUCUUGUUUUAGAUAAUUUUUUAAAAUCUAAAAUAAUUAGACAUAGGAAUCUUUAAAAUAUAUUUUUUUCAUAACCAUUGCAGAAUAUAUUCCUCACCUUUUCUGGUAGUGAUGGGUUCAUAUUCCCGAAGGAGCUGGUAGUGAUGGGUUCAUAUUCCCGAAGGAGCUCUGGUAGUGAUGGAUUCAUAUUCCCGAAGGAGCCAUAAAACAAAGGACCAUGUGCAUCUCUCAUUUAAUUUGACCUAGUAAAUAGAUAGGCUGGCUAUGUGUUUCAAGUUUUGCAGUAUCAUAGGCAAUGCGGUUUAUAAUACAGGUAUACAGUCGAAUUUAACAGCUGAUCUUUUACAUUGAAGUAGGCCUAUGUAUCAAGUUUCAAGUUUUUGUCACAUGCACAAGUACAUUGAAAUGCCUUUCUUGCUUGCUCUUUCCCAACAAUGCAGUAAUGAAUAUCAGUAGUAGGCCUACUAUAAAAAGUAAAGGAGAACAAAAACACACAAGAAAUAGAACUAACUACUGUAAGUAAUGUAAUUUUAGGAAAAAAAGUGUAGCCUGCCCUACAAUGUUUCAGAAUUCACAGGCAGUCCAUCAUAUUUAGGUUGGAGGAAAAGUCUAUGCAAAACAUUGUUGAAUUCAAACGUUCUGCUGACAGGUCCAUGACAAUUUGCAAUUGUUUUCUCUUUAAGAAACGGAGACAGUCCUUUUCCAGAUACAGCAAAUUACUGCUAAAGAUUCAAACAUUCUGCCAAGCCAGUAAAUAGACCGUUAGCUUAUAUAAAUAUUUGACAGUAUGGGUAGGCUACAGUAUUGCUGUGCAAUAUGAGCGUGACAUCAUUGCCUAAUUAAUCUCAGAGCCUAUACAAAGGCAGGACAUGAAAACCCAAUAAUCUAUUGAUAAACUAAAUAUUGAACAACAAUUCGUCUUUUGCAUGCCAUGUCCUAAUGCCAAUAGUUCCAAAUUAUACAGCAAAUCAAGGGCGUUAUUUUCAACCAUAAAUGGUGAAUGGAGGCGUUUUCCAGGCGGAGUUUCAAUGCUUGUUCACGCACGCACAGUUUUAUGACAGGUCUGAUUUUAUAACUGGAAACAUGCGUAAGUAUGGCGUGCGCCAAGUUUAUAAAUAUCAAUAUUUUUGUACAGACUUUUCAGAAAUGGCGCAUUUUGUGUGAAAUUGUGUGUGAAAUGUACGCAACCGUUAUAAAUGAGGCCUCUGACCAGAAAGGAACAUAAUGUCCUCAUGGUCAUGUUUUCCAAAUAGUUGUGUGUUUGAAUGCUUCUUUGCACUGAUGUUGUUUUUUUGCAUUAUGAGUGCUGUUCUCAACUGUACCUAAAAUGCAGUAAUUUCCCAAUUUAACAAUCCUUUUAAUUCCCUGAUAUCCAUUAUACGUUUGCUUUGUAUGACAGUUAGCCAUCCUCAUUGCUAGAUGUUGGGCAAUAUGAAUCCGAAAAGGUGAUAACAGGACUAACCUACAAUCUCCUUUACUUUGACCAAUUGAUUUAGUUAGAUGCCCUAGUUUACCACCCAAAACUUUUUUUUAACAUGGCAUCAAUGCCUGAAUUGAGCCUAAUUUUGAAUACUUCUCUCCGCCCUUCAUCUCUCCAUCCUGGUCCUGUCUAAUCAGGAUGGUGGAUGUAGGGGGUCAGAGGUCAGAGAGGAGGAAGUGGAUCCACUGCUUUGAGAACGUCACGUCCAUCAUGUUCCUGGUGGCCCUCAGCGAGUAUGACCAGGUCCUGGUGGAGUCUGACAAUGAGGUGAGAUGGAACGCGCACACCCACAAAAAAAAGUGAAUUAAUUACAGAUUUUUUAAAAUUAUCUUAGAUUAAUUCUGACUAAUUUGAGGAAUUGUACUGGCUAUGUUGUUGAUACAGCGUCUCAAGAAGGACAAACCGUAAUAUUGCCGCAUUUUUCUCGUUUAUCAAGCAAAGGUAUUUUAAGGUAGUAUGAGAGCACAGACGUUCACUUUGCCUAGGAGAAAACCAAACCUACAGUGAGGGAAAAAAGUGUUUGAUCCACUGCUGAUUUUGUACGUUUGCCCACUGACAAAGAAAUUAUCAGUCUAUAAUUUUAAUGGUAGGUUUAUUUGAACAGUGAGAGACAGAAUAACAACAACAAAAUCCAGAAAAACGCAUGUCAUAAAUGUUAUAAAUUGAUUUGCAUUUUAAUGAGGGAAAUAAGUAUUUGACCCCCUCUCAAUCAUAAAGAUUUCUGGCUCCCAGGUGUCUUUUAUACAGGUAACGAGCUGAGAUUAGGAGCACAGUCUUAAAGGGAGUGCUCCUAAUCUCAGCUUGUUACCUGUAUAAAAGACACCUGUCCACAGAAGCAAUCAAUCAAUCAGAUUCCAAAUUCUCCACCAUGGCCAAGACCAAAGAGCUCUCCAAGGAUGUCAGGGACAAGAUUGUAGACCUACACAAGGCUGGAAUGGGCUACAAGACCAUUGCCAAGCAGCUUGGUGAGAAGGUGACAACAGUUGGUGCGAUUAUUCGCAAAUGGAAGAAACACAAAAGAACUGUCAAUCUCCCUCGGCCUGGGGCUCCAUGCAAGAUCUCACCUCGUGGAGUUGCAAUGAUCAUGAGAACGGUGAGGAAUCAGGCCAGAACUACACGGGAGGAUCUUGUCAAUGAUCUCAAGGCAGCUGGGACCAUAGUCACCAAGAAAACAAUUGGUAACACACUACGCUGUGAAGCACUGAAAUCCUGCAGCGCCCGCAAGGUCCCCCUGCUCAAGAAAGCACAUAUACAGGCCCGUCUGAAGUUUGCCAAUGAACAUCUGAAUGAUUCAGAGGAGAACUGGGUGAAAGUGUUGUGGUCAGAUGAGACCAAAAUGGAGCUCUUUGGCAUCAACUCAACUCGCCGUGUUUGGAGGAGGAGGAAUGCUGCCUAUGACCCCAAGAACACCAUCCCCACCGUCAAACAUGGAGGUGGAAACAUUAUGCUUUGGGGGUGUUUUUCUGCUAAGGGGACAGGACAACUUCACUGCAUCAAAGGGGUGAUGGACGGGGCCAUGUACCAUCAAAUACUUAUUUCCCUCAUUAAAAUGCAAAUCAAUUCAUAACAUUUUUGACAUGCGUUUUUCUGGAUUUUUUUGUUAUUCUGUCUCUCACUGUUCAAAUAAACCUACCAUUAAAAUUAUAGACUGAUCAUUUCUUUGUCAGUGGGCAAACGUACAAAAUCAACAGGGGAUCAAAUACUUUUUUCCCUCACUGUAUGUAUGUGGACGCCUUUAGUCUCUUAUUUACAAUAAUUUGAUAGGUAGUGGCUUCUUGAUAUUAUGACCGCACAUCCUGCUUGUUUGUGUACGAGUCUGCAUUUUGUUUUGGUUUCCAUUUUGCUGGUGUCCCUUUGGCUGCAUCUCCAGAUUAAAUUAGGAUAAUAUGAUCAGGCUGUUUAGUCAUUGGAGGGAGCUGGUUUGGAACAACAAACUGUCUGAUGGGUCAUAAAACAGAGUUUCAUACAGCACUGCGCUACAUUGCCAGGCAGAGCAGAGCAGAGUAUCAGGUAGGGUAGAGAUAACCACACCCUCGUGCUCUGCUUUCACCACUGGAUCUACCUGAUCUGACAGUAAACAUGUCACAGCAGCAGCAGAACAGGCCCUCCUCCUUACACACAGACAGGAUGUGUUUCUCUGCUAGGGAGAAUGGGAUUAUAUAAUGGUGCCAAAGAUCUGCUCUCACAGACUUAAACCAGACCACAUCUAACUCACGAGCACAGUUAACCCUAAAAUGCACAUAAGCCACCAAUUAUGCAUAUUUCUUGAAUCAUCCCCCCCAGAAUUGUGAACUUUUUGGAGAAUGGGGGAUGGGAGUAAUACAUCUCAUCACUACCCACCUUUAUUUCCUAGAAAUGCCUUGGGUGUCUUUGUAAAUGGGGCUCUAGGGUACAAUGAUAUUUUGAAAGCUGUCCCUUAAAAAAAUGAAUUUGUUGCUGCAAACGUCCCGCAAAUUUACAGCAAACUAAAUAGUUUGCAAAUAUUUGCCACAAGUGGUGAAUCUGCGGAAAACCUUAAGCACAUAUAAUGCAGUAUUUAUUGUCACUAGUGGAGGUUAGAUCUGAAGGAUUCGUUGUCAUAGAAAUAUACCUGGCUAAAAGGUGAGCCACUUUCGUGGUACCGGUUGUCCCAGGUUGAGUUCAGAGUUGACCAAAGUUACCUCGCUAACUCCUCAAACUGUAUUCGUGGUAUAGGGCUCUGAACUAACCACUCUGGGGCAGGCUAACUUGUGGCUAACUCCAUUUAUGAAAUCAGUGAAAUCAGAUUCCCUCCCUCUUGCAAAGAUUGUCAUAUUCAUUCCCUUCAUUUGAGGAAGAUGACUGAUUUUAAAUAUAAUCAAAUGUUUUUUGGGGGGUUAAAAUAUAAGUAAUGUUAAAAUACCUAUCACAUUACACAUUUAGUAAUGACCGAUUUUGCAUUUGAAACUUCAUGCACAGUAAAACUUUUGUAUGACUUAAUACAAUGAUUUUAUCGAUAGGAGUGGAUAAAAAGGUGCUUGUAUACACUAAAUCACACCAAAGACUGCAUGACGAUAAGUAAUCAAAUCAAGACGGCACUUCUAAAAGCCUAUUUCACAUCAUAGCCUCCUGAAUUUGCAUUUAGAUUUCGGCACAAAUGGAAAAGGUGGCACUGACUCGCUCAUGGAUUGAUGUUUCAGCAUUGACUUAAUGAAGAGUUCGGCUUUCAACUAUCCAUGUGCGACAUGCACGCGCAGUUACAAGCCUGACCUGGAAUGUGAAGCUAGCUGAAGCUGGCUAGCUUUAUAAAAGCCUGAGUAGUUCUCGCUUGCUUCGUUGUAUACCACUCAGAAGUAGUUUCUGGUGAACACGAGUUCCAAUACCAGUAACUGUUGACGACCAGUCGGGGAGAACAAAAAUCUGUUGGAAGUGGAAACCAAGUGAUCUAACUACCAAAGUUGUCCGGUGAGUGUAACUUAUUAAUUAAAAUACCCAAUAAACGUUUUAAUUGCUUUAGCUAAUUGAUGCCUAGUUAGCAAUAUGUCAUGUUUUAUAGGAUAGAGUGAAACAUUUUGUUGCUAUAUCAGUUUCAACAAGUCAACGCCACUGACUGGCUGGCUAGCUAGCUAGCUAGCUAGCUAACAUUAUCUAUCAUAUUUAUGCACAAUUAAUGUGAUAACUCGCUAGCUAACUAAUGAUUUGUUGGAUUUCUUAAACACUUAUAUUUUUAGGUGAAGAUGAUGCUAGUGUCACAGUUCAGUAGCGUUAGCAUGUUAGAUAGCACAACAGCUAAGGUAGCAACAAUAUAAGCUGACUUGACAUCAAAGCAAAACUUCAUUUUUGCAGAAGAAUACCCUUCCCCUACCCCGUGGUGUUGGAAGAGGAUGCAUCAACACCCUGGAAAGAUGUUUGUGGUGCACUCACUCAAACACAAUUUUUUUGUGAUAAAUGAGUGUAUCGUCUUUAAGCUUGAUAAGGUAAGCAAAUGCAUGUACUUUUCAAAAGAAAUGUGCCUAUACAUUCAUUCCUUGGAACAAUUAGAUCAUCAUUGCUAAACUAUUAGCUAGCUGUUCUUGAUCGUUAGUCUGCUUUCUUUCUAGAAGCAAGCAGUUACAAGGCAGUCAGUUACAGAUUGUGGCCUUCAAUUAAACUGAGGAUAGAGAAAUGUGUGCACAAGGUCAAUUCUUUCAUGCAUGGCCUUGAUGUAAGUUAAUAAUUCAUUUUGCAAAAUUAAUGUAAAUUGCCAUAUUAGGCAUAACUCAAUUUUAUGUUGCUUUUCUUCUAACCAAGCCUUGUACAUCUGAGUCAGGAAGAAGACCACUGACUCUUGAUGAUGAAAUCCUCAGUCUAGAAUAAAGAUGCAAACUACUGUAGCUGUCUAGGAACAGUUGGCCACACAUUUAAAGGUAGAUUUAGUAGGCCUAAGUCCCAGUUUAUGCUAGCUACAUCAUUUGUUUAUAUAGCACAAGGCAGAAACCUGCCAGUUAGCCCGCUGACUCUACCUUUAAAGAUGCCAAAAUAGAAAUUAUAUCUUUCAACAUCUUAAUGGUUUGUGUUUUCAUUGCAUGCAUUCAACAAUUUGGAUAAAGGACUUCCAAAGGGCCGCCAUCUACAAAGUUCACUCAAAAAGGCAAUAGUUCUGAACUGGGUUUGAUUUUGUUUAUCUUUUAAUUACUUACAUUUUGUUCAUUCUCUUUUGAACUUCCACUGGUUGAAAGCUCAUUGCUCACUUAUCACUUGGCUUAUGUACAUUCUGUAGUUGCCCCUUUAAACAUCCUAAGGUUAACAUACCCAUAGUGUUCACAUUUCUCUCAUGUAAAUGUUGUAGCUACAUACAAAGAUUAAAUAAAGAUUUGGGAAAUAUUCAGUCUUUGACCUUUAAUUCAUUAACAUUCUGAUGAUUUCAAGGUUAAUAUUGUACCACUUGGCAUAAUGUUUUCAUUGUGAGAUGGAUAAAGUUGUAUUGGAUUUUUUUUAUCUGUUGAAGGGAUACUUCAGGAUUUUGGCAAUGAGGCCCUUUAUCUACUUCCCCAGAGUCAGAUGAACUCGUGGAUACCAAUUUUAUGUCUAUGUCAAGUAUGAAGGAAGUUGAUGGUAGUUUUGCGAGCCAAUGCUAACUAGCGUUGGAAGGCUAUGGUAUCUGCUAGCAUGACGUAGACUUCCAGUCAUUAUGCUAAUGCUAGUUAGUAAUUGCGUUCAAACUGCACGCAGAGACAUAAAAAUGGUAUCCAUGAGUUUGUCUGACUCUGGGGAAGUAGAUAAAGGGCCUCAUUGCCAGAAUCCAGAAGUAUCCCUUUAAUACAUUGAAUACAUGUUGUUUAGUAUAUUUGGUAUGUUUCGUUUUCUCUGUGAAAAGAAAGUUAAUUUAAAGUUAUGUGAUUUGGUUUAUGUAGAUCAGACAUUGUAAUGUUGUUAAUACUCAAAGUAACUAAAAACCUGAUCAAUUUGCAUAUUCAUAAUCCUUUGCAGCAAACAGUAGAAUGUGCGCCACAAAAUUCCCUGAAUUGUUUGCCAGAAGUUCACAAGUCGCCUCAAAUUUGCUGCAACAGUUUGCCACAAAACUAAUUUGCAUGUGAAAAUUAGCAAAUUGGCUAAAGAUUUGCCACAACUGUUUGCCAGAAGCCUGUUUUUUUCAGUAAGGGUAUGAUUGUUCCACUGGACAGUAUCAUUAUGAUUUUAUCGAGCAGUCAGGCAUUUCAAAUUACACUGAAUUGAGUGAUAUGCAGGCUAAAUCCACUUUAAUGUGGUGAAAGAUGGACUAUUUUGUUAGAACUGAAAUUAAAGAUGCAGUCCAGGAUCUUAAUCACAACAAAUGAGUAACAUGUCAAACGAAUUAGAUUCGUAACAUAUCAUACGAAUUGGACGUAACAUAUCAUAUGAAAUGGAUGACUUAGUACACAAUGUGAUGUAGUACACACAAGGGGGACCUAUUUUUUCUAGUGAGCACCACUUUCAAAACUACUGACUGAAAUUAUAAAAAAGUUCUGGAGCAUCAGGAUAAAUCAACCAGUGUCUCUGAAUAAGACACUAUAUAUAUAUUCCAAAGUAUGUGAACACCCCUUCAAAUGAGUGGAUUAGGCUAUUUCAGCCAACACUACAGCAUACAAUGACAUUCUAGACGAUUCUGUGCUUCCAACUUUGUGGCAAUAGUUUGGGGAAGGCCCUUUCCUGUUUCAGCUUGACAAUGCCCCCCGUGCACAAAGCGAGGUCCAUACAGAAACGGUUUAUCGAGAUUGGUGUGGAAGAACUUGACUGGCCUGCACAGAGCCCUGACCUCAACCCCAUCGAACACCUUUGGGAUGAAUUGGAACGCCGACUGCGAGCCGGGCCUAAUCACCUAACAUCAGUGCCCGACCUCACUAAUGCUCUUGUGGCUGAAUGAAAGCAAGUCCCCCGCAUCAAUAAUAAUAUAAUAAUAAUAUGCCAUUUAGCAGACGCUUUUAUCCAAAGCGACUUACAGUCAUGUGUGCAUACAUUUUUACGUAUGGGUGGUCCCGGGGAUCGAACCCACUACCCUGGCGUUACAAGCGCCAUGCUCUACCAAUUGAGCUACAGAGGACCACAACGUUCCAACAUCUAGUGGAAACCCUUCCCAAAAGAGUAGAGGCUGUUAUAGCAGCAAAGUGGGGACCAACUCCAUAUUAAUGCCCAUGAUUUUGGAAUGAGAUGUUCGACGAGCAGAUGUCCACAUACUUUUGGUCAUGAAGUGUAUGAGCUCAUAAAUGACAUCAAAAAAAGCAUCCAUAUGUGGAUUCUGGAUACUGAAAUAGCGGUGUGCAGGGCAGUUGUGUUGCACAUUUCCACAAUGGCCAAGCUUAAAUAAUUUAAAGGGUAAUUUCUUCAUAGGAAAAGAGAACAUUUACUUUUAGGGCCAAUGGAUUGGUUGAUUUUAGAGAAACAAAAUGCUAAUGAUAAUUGGCGUAUUUUCAAAUGCUUAGAAUAUAAAAACAUGUUUUUUCAUUAAAACCUGUCUGAUUGGUCUCAUUUAUCAUGUUGGUCAGUAUUUGUCCACACAUUUUUAUAAACCAAGUAAAAGGCCCACAUUGUGCAAAGGUGUAGGUUCCGUAGGUUGUGCAUCUAAGGGUUAAGCAUGUUCUGACCAUUCCCCUUUUCUCUGUCCCGAUCUCUCUCUCCCUCCCUCCUUUUUCUCUGUCAGAAUCGGAUGGAGGAGAGCAAGGCUCUGUUCCGGACCAUCAUCACAUAUCCCUGGUUCCAGAACUCCUCAGUCAUCCUGUUCCUCAACAAGAAGGACCUCUUGGAGGAGAAGAUAAUCUACUCCCACCUGGUUGACUACUUCCCUGAGUUUGAUGGUAAACUGCUCUUUACCUUUAUCCUAUCCUAUCUACUAACUCUCUGCACUGGCCAAUGUGGCCAUGUCCAGUACCAUGGCAGCUACUGAGGCAAAUUGUCAAAUAUAAUGCAUAUUGUAGUAAUUUCUGUAUUGUAACAUUGUUCAUUUAAAAAAAUGUCAAUGUCUCUAGGAAAGGUGGCAUGAAAACGGCCCUGAAUGUUCUUUUGUUAGUAUAUAGGGACACCAUGUGGCUAGACAAUGAACUGCAGUGCAAUACACAUUCACACCAUCCAUUAGCCAAAUAGGUAGAACAUGCUUUACAUUCUAUAAUUAUUCUGCAUUUAAAUUAUAGCAGGUAAUGUAGGAGGCCAGUACGAUGCAGAAAAACUUCAGUCAGCUAUUUACAGGUAAUAUAUACAGAGACUACAUAUGGAAAGGAGCAGAUAAGCCUAUGGUACAAUACUUGACCAAAAGUAUGUGGACACCUGCUCGGGCGAUUAGUCAUGGCUCGCAGUUGGCAUACCAAUUCAUCCCAACGGUGUUCGAUGGGGUUGAGGUCAGGGCUUUGUGCAGGCCAGUCAAGUUCUUCCACACCGAUCUCGACAAACCAUUUAUGUGUGGACCUCGCUUUGUGCACGGGGGCAUUGUAAUGCUGAAACAGGAAAGGGCCUUCCCCAAACUAUUGCCACAAUUAGAAGCACAGAAUAGUCUAAAAUGUCAUUGUAUGCUUUAGCGUUAAGAUUUCCCUUCACUGGAACUAAGGGGCCUAGCCCGAACCAUUAUUACUCCUCCACCAAACUUUACAGUUGGCACUAUGCAUUCGGGCAGGUAGCGUUCUCCUGGCAUCCGCCAAACCCAGAUUCGUCCAUCGGACUGCCAGAUGAUGAAGCGUGAUUCAUUACUCCAGAGAACGCAUUUCUGCUGCUCCAGAGUCCAAUGGCGGCGAUCUUUACACCACUCCAGCCGACGUUUGGCAUUGCACAUGGUGAUCUUAGGCUUGUGUGCGGCUGCUCUGCCAUCGAAACCCAUUUCAUGAAGCUCCUGACGAACAGUUCUUGUGCUGAAGUUGCUUCCAGAGGCAGUUUGGAACUUGGUAGGGAGUGUUGCAACCGAGGACAGACAAUUUUUACGCGCUUCAGCACUCAGCGGUCACGUUCUGUGAGCUUGUGUGGCCUACCACUUCGUGGCUGAGCCGUUGUUGCUCCUAGACGUUUCCACUUCACAAUAACAGCACUUACAAUUUACCGGGGCAGCUCUAGCAGGGCAGAAAUUGGACCAACUGACUUGUUGGAAAGGUGGCAUCCUAUGACGGUGCCACGUUGAAAGUCACUGAGCUCUUCAGUAAGGCCAAAUUUGCUGCCAAUGUUUGUCUAUGGAGAUUGCGUGGCUGUGUGCUCGAUUUUAUACAGCUGUCAGCAACGGGUGUGGCUGAAAUAGCCGAAUCCACAAAUUUGAAGGGGUGUUCAUAUACGUUUGUGUAUGUAAUAUCAGGAGGCACAGCUGCUAACGAGUGCCAACGAAAAAGUGUACACGCUGUGUCUGUGGAGUCGCUAGGGCAACGGACCUAGCGACUCCGAGAAGAGGGGGGGAGGAGCAGACUGAGCGGCCCAAAAAACCCCGCAAAGAAAUCAAGAUAGCAUUGGCAGUUGUACAGAUAACUAAUCUAAAGCACUUUGACUUCUCAAACAGGGCAGAAAGAUAACACUAUAUGAUGGCCCGUCUCCUUAUUAAUUCAGCCACUUACUUAGAUAACUAGCAAGUUAAACCAAAUACACAGCUGGACUCACCAGCUCCCGCUUUCUCCCGUUGUGCUAUUUACAAACAAACACGUAACUGGCUCAUCUGUUCUGGGGAACUGUGUUAAGCUUCAUAAUGUAAAAUAAUGUGACGGGUGAAAUGAACGCAAUCUGCUUUAUCUCCUAAUGUAUUGCACAAGUUGACUGCAGGUAUUAACUUAAAAAGGAGUUACAAAAAUUCAAAUGUAUUUAACUUCAAAUAAGUAGGUUUGACGGUAUUGAAAAACCAUCCCGUGGCUAUUUCCAAAUACCCUGGUAUACGGUAUACCUCCCAAGCCUACCACAAAGGGUUUAUCAAUGAAGGUUUCACUCCAAUGUUUGUGUAGGACUCAUAUUUUGUUGGCAUGGGGAUUAUUGGAUUCUUUUUUUCUUGGUUGUAGCAGUAUGUCUGUGUGAAUACAGCACUCUCUUGUAUGCUGAUUUUAUUACAUUUUGGUAUUUGGUAUUUAUUAGGAUCCCCAUUAGCCACUGCAAAAGCAUCAGCUACUCUUCCUGGGGUCCACAUGAAACAUGACAUAAUGCAUAGUACAGAACAUUAUUAGUCAAGGACUGAAAUGCAUACAUUUAAAAUGUCACACAUAGCCUACAUAUCAGUACACAAUAUCUAGGUCUAAUACAUAGUACAGUGGAAAUUACAAUAAAAGAUAUAUAAAAUGGCUGUGUCUCUUCACAGUCCCCUUUGUGCAGCAAGGUGUUCUCUUAUCUGUUUUUUUUAACUGGUUUUAUUGCUACCUAGAGUUACCUGGGGUGGCAGAGUUCCAUGUGGUCAUGGCUCUAUUUAAUACUGUGCGUUUCCCAGCCUCUGUUCUGGACCCUGGGGACUGUGAAGAGCCCUCUGGUUGCAUGUCUUGUGUUGUACCGAUGAGUGUCCGAACUGUGUGCCAACUGCUUGAACAGACAGUUUGGUACCUUCAACACAUCAAUACCUCGCACAAAGACCAAUAGUCAUGCAACUUUGAGCCAGGAGAGACUGACAUGCAUGUUACUGAAACUUUCCGUCCGUGUACAUCUGUGCGAUAAGUGCUGAUUUGUUCAACUGCAAUUUACCUAUGUCCUUCUUUGCUGCACAUGACCACACAGCUGAGCAGUAGUCCAGGUGUGACAAAACUAGGGCCUGUAGGACCUGUCUGGUCGACUGAGAUGUCAAGAAGGCAGGGCAACGCCCUAUCAUGGACAGACCUCUUCCCAUUUUAGCAGCCAUUGAGUCUGUUUUGACCAUGACAUUUUGCUAUCUAGGGUUACACCCAGCAGUUUAGUCUCCUCAACUUCCUCAAUAGCCACAUUAUUCAAUAAUAGAUCUAAACGAGGUUUAGCAUUGAGCGAGUGAUUUGUCACAAAAAUCUCAGUAAACCUUACUUUCAUGUCACUGGCUUUUUCAAUGAACUAAUUUUUGUCCGAGCACAGUCUCCUGAGACGAGCAAACUGCCCGACAGGGAGAUUUGUUUUGUGUGCUCGGGUGGUAGCUGGUAACCAAUAGUAAUGUGUUUGUUCGGUUUCUUUUCUAUAAAUCAAGUCAAAGUUUAUUGGUCACUACCUGUCCACUGCAUCAGUAUGUCAUCAAUAUACCUGUACCAACCCAUGACGUUCGGUAGGAAAGGGUUGACUUGGGGCUCAAACACUAUCUUUCAAAUGCAUAGCAGCACCCAUUGCAACUCAUUUUCAUUUUAGGUAGAAGUCCUUUUCAAAAAAAUUUUGGUGGAUGUUGAUAUGCAGUGAUUCAACAUCAAAGGAGACCAGAGUGACGACGUGUGUAUUGGGUGGGUUCUAUUGCAGGUAAGAUAAGGUCAGACAAGUCUCUCACAUAGGAGGGCAGACGUUGUAUGUAUGGUUUGAUGUAGUAGUCCACGAAUUGUGACUGGUUCCAAAGGGGAGUAAUUGCCUGACACGGUCGUCCAGGGAUUCAGAUUUUUUUUGGUGUAUUUUAGGGACUGUGUAGAUUACCGGCGUGGAGCUGUUUUUAUGCACCAAGAAUCUGUUCUCUUUUGGUGAUUUCAUCUUUGCGCAGGCCCUCAGUGAGAGUUUGUUCAAUUUCAGCCAAAAGCUGUUUUGUGGGAUUUGUAGUAAGUCUUUUUUAUAGAAUGUCUGAUCAUUCCAUUGCCUGAGUAUUUCAGUCUUAAAGACGGAGUAGUCUUGUACCGUAACAGCCACUCCCUUGUCCGCUGGGCGGGUUACUAUAGAGGUGUCAUUCUGGAGAUUGUUAAAGGCUUGUUUCUCAGAAUGAGUAAAGUUGUUCCAUUUAGCCUUGUGUUUUUCCUUGUUCCACUGACUUUUUUGAUAACCCCUAUUAUGUGCGUCUUUAUAUAGAAUGUGUUUUACACACCAGUGCAUAAGCUGCCUUUCACGCACGCUAUUCAAAUAGGCCCUCCUUUUAUGCACUCACUUUGUAUAUGUUCUUGUGCGCUAUUAUUCAUGUUGCCUUUAUACAUUGACUUGAUAACAUUGUACGUAUUUUGUAUAUAGUUUAUUUUCCUGUCGUAAUGUUUACAUUGUCCCCACCUCUAUUUCUAGAGACACGUCAGCUUCCGUCCACAUUGCUGCCUGAAUACUCUAGUAGUCUGUCCUGAUAUGAUAUACCAUAGGCUGAUCUCUCCCUUUCUUUAUAUUACCUGUAAAUAGUUAACUGAAGUUUUUCUGCAUCGUACUGGCCACCUACUUUAUUUUCUUUCUUGGAUUUAAAUCACUUACUUUUUGAGAUCAUGUGUAACAUCUCUUCCAUUCAAUUUGAAAUGAUGUCAUGUGUGUUCGCCGGUAGCACAGGGACACAGUGAUGUGUACCCGUUGCCUGUAGCUUUGGAAUAAGUGUGUGUGUAUGCGCGCAUUCACUCGUGUGUGUGUACCCCCAGGUCCCCAGAGAGAUGCCCAGGCGGGCCGGGAGUUUAUCCUGAAGAUGUUUGUGGACCUGAACCCGGACAGCGACAAGAUCAUCUACUCCCACUUCACCUGCGCCACGGACACCGAGAACAUCCGCUUUGUGUUCGCCGCAGUCAAAGACACCAUCCUGCAGCUCAACCUCAAAGAGUACAACCUGGUGUGA